AUGGAUUCAAAUGAAGAUCUUGAUUUCAAUGAUGAAUUUGAAGAAGUAGAUGAAAAAUAAAAUGAAGAUAGGAUAAGCUUUGGAUCUGAUGACGAAAAUAAUUAGUAGAAGUAAUCAGAUUCAGAAGAUAAUCUCUAUUUUGAUAAUAAAAUCAAAAAUAAUAAAAAAUAAAAAAAUAAAUUGGAAGACAGCUAUGAAGAUGAUAGAAUGAUUAAUGAAGAUGAAAAUUAAGAUAUCGAUUUUUUAAAUGCCAUUUGUAAUAAAGAUGAAGAAGGUUAAAAAAACAUGAGAGAAGACUUUUUAAGUUUGAUUAAAACUGCAGGAGAUGAUGAUACAAUUCAGAAAUUAAUGUAAGAAAGACAACAAUUAGGUAGAACUGAAGGAGGGAGAGAGAAUCCUCAUAUUAUUAAAGAAUAAAUGAUUCUUGAGAAAAUGCUUGCAAAACAAAAAAGAUAUGAUGAAAUUAUGUAUGAAAAAGAAAAGCUUGAAUUUCUAAAAAAAACUAGAAAGAUUCGCUAAAAUCCAGAAGAAUACAGGAAUUUUAUUAAGUGUUUUGUAUUAUGCGAAAUUUCUUCUACUUUCUACUUUCUAUAGUCUCAUUUGGAAGAUGAGUAUUUAAAAGCUAAGAUAAUAUCUUAAUUUUCUUUAAAAGAUUUAAAUUUUUUACUUUCCAUGAAAAACUAUCCUGAAAAAUACUCAACUAGAAGUAUUAUAAAAACUGUUAAUUAUCACAUAUAGCAAUACUUUACUUAUAAAUGGAAGAAAGAAUAAAUUGAAUUUCAUAAAAAUUUAGAUGAAGGAAUAGAGGUAGGCUACUCUUAAAUGACAUUAAUUGCCUUGAUCUUAUUUGAAUUUAUUGGUAUGAAAGUUAGAUUUUCCAAAAUUGUAGACAUGAGAUACCUCAACCUUGACAAAAAACACAAUUCAAGGAUCAAAGAAAGUAAAAGAAGUUCAAAUUAGUCUUAAGAAUCCACACAUAGCAAUUAAAAGCGUACUAGAGAAUCUAUAGUAAGUAGUGUUGUUUAAAAUAAGAGAGCUGCACGUUUUUCAGAUAUGGCUUCUAGAAUUACUGCUAAAAUAAUGAAUUAGACUUAAAUGAUAGAAGAUUAAAUAGAUAGUGAUUAAAGUGACAGUGAUGAUGAAGAUUAUUAAACAAAAAAAAAUGAUAAAAAAUAAUAAUAAAAAGAAAGCAAUGAUUUAUUUGACCAAAUGCUGUCAAAUUUUAAGUUUGAUAAAAAAAGCACUAACAAUUCAUCAAUGAUUAGUUUUAGUAAUUAAAAAAAAAAUUAACAAGAAGAAGAUUCAAUUGUUUCAACUGCCUCAUCUACCUUUUAGACUGAUCCUAAAAAAUUUGAUUUUAGAAAGUAUUUAAAUAAAGGAAAAAAGCAAGAUGAUGAUAAAAGCUCCUUAUUGAAAAUAGAUAACUAAACAUAAAAAUAAGAAGAAGAAGAAAUUAAAUUAGUUAAUAAAAAAUUAAGUAAUUUGAAGAAGUUAGAUAGUUUAUCUGAUGUAGAAAAAUGCGAAAGCGAAGUUGAAAAAGAAGAGGAAACUUUAAAUCCAUUUAAUUUUGCUUUUUCUAAAAAAAAAUUUAAAAAGACUUAACAGGACUUAAUAUAGACUUAGUAGACAAAUUAAACAGAAUAGGAUUCAAAGCUUUUGGAAAAUGACUAAAAUUAAUAACAAUAAAAGUUAUUAAAAAGUGAUUUCUAUCAAAGUUCUGAAAUAAAGUAUUGGCUUGAAGUUUAUGAUGAAAAGAGUUAGCAAUGGAUUUGUUUUGAUGCUGUUUAGAAUGAAAUUUUAGAAAGAUUCUAAAUUUUGUUAAAAUAAAAUAGUAUACCUGUUUUAUUCAUAGUUGGAUAUAAUAAAUUAGAAUUUAAAAAUGAAAAAUUAAAAGAAUAUGUUCAUAACAAAAGAUCUAUGAAAAAUUUGUUUUUAUUUGAUAUUACUGAUAUACACUGUGAUAGGUAUCCGAAAAUUUAGGUAAGUAGAAGAGAGUUGAAUUUCGAUUAUUGGUGGAAAAAUCUUCUUUAACAUGUUUCAUUUCUUGGAAAUCCAGAAUUACUAUAAGACGAAUAUAAACCCUAAGUAAUUAGUGAAAGAGAAACAAAAAUAUAAAUGUAAAAAUCUUAAAUCCCUUAAUCAUAUCCUGAGUUUAAAGCAAGUGAAAUUUAUAUUACUAAGUCAAUGCUUUAAAAGUAUUAAGGUUUACAUCCAAAUGCAUAAAAGACAAAUCUUACAUUUAAAGACGAAGACGUAUAUUUUAAAGAAUAUGUCGUUGAUUUGCAUGCAAAAACUAGAUGGAGAUCCUACUAAAGAUCAGUUAAGCCUGAUGAGAAGCCUGUUAAAUAGGUUCAAUCGAUUUUAGGUAACAAAAAAAUGGUAGAUUUGUUUGGAUUCUGGUAAACUGAAGAGUUAGUAUACAAAAUCAGAGAUGAUGGAACUCUCCCAAGAAAUGAAUAUGGUAACUGGGAGACGUUUGCUGGUGAUCCACCUGAAGGAACAGUUUUGAUUGAAAUCUAAGGAUUACCUAAGUUGCUAAAAAAACAUAACAUAGAGUAUGUAGAAGCAGUUUGCGGAUUUGAAUCGACAGCAUCUGGUAGAUCUCAUGUGGUUAAAAAUGGUAUACUAGCCCACAAGAAAGAUGAAGAAAGAAUAAGAUAAAUUUAUUAAGAUAACUAUGAAAUUAUGAAAGCUCAGUAAGCAGAAAAUCUUAAAAAAGAGCUUAUGGGAUUUUGGAGAAAAAUAUUUAAAGGAGUUUUACUGAAAAAGAGUAUUUCAGAUAGAUAAAAUAAAAUAAGUAUGUGA
Tetrahymena thermophila SB210 is the source of this 2805-nucleotide messenger RNA. Its product is annotated as DNA repair protein Rad4. NCBI's taxonomy places the organism in Eukaryota, Ciliophora, Oligohymenophorea, Hymenostomatida, Tetrahymenidae. The record is from RefSeq and is a predicted model, not a curated record. Gene Ontology annotation, biological process: mismatch repair; nucleotide-excision repair. The transcript is spliced from 7 exons. Gene Ontology annotation, molecular function: damaged DNA binding; single-stranded DNA binding. Gene Ontology annotation, cellular component: XPC complex; nucleus; nucleotide-excision repair factor 2 complex.